CUCUCUGUCCACUUUCACACAUGCCAGCAUAUGAGAAACAGAGAGUGCGGGACGGGCAGAAGGGCAAUUUAUUCGCAGCAACACCAAGAGUCCUCCUUACGUCGCAAUGACCGCCUUACAUAUCGGCUAUCCGUGCGACAAGCUCCCCUUCGCAGACGACACAGACCCGUACCUCGACAAAAUUGGUGGUCGUCCCGUCUGGUUCACCCCGCACCGCCCCCCACCUGCAACAUGGUCCACCUGCACCUCCUGCACCGCGCCCCUCUUCCUCAUCGCGCAACUCCUCGCCCAACGCGCCGAAUUCGAUAAACCCGAUCGCGUGCUGUAUAUCUUUGGAUGCAAUCGGAGGAUGUGUGGGGCUAGGGAGGGGAGCUGGAGGUGUGUUAAGGCUGUUAAGAGGAGGAGGGAACGGGUUAGACGGGAGGCUGCGGAGGUGGGGUUGGCGACACCGAAGAAGGAGAAGGCGAACGUGUUUCCGGAUACACCGACGACGACGAUGACGGGGAACGGAAAGAACGGGUUCCAAACACCUGUGACGACUGCUGCUACCGUGGCCACACCGCCGUCCUUUUUGCCGACACCAGCCACGUUCUCAUUUGGAGAUACGUUCACGGGCCCGACGCCCACCAAAACGCCUAUGCUGUUUGGAAGUGAGUCACCUGCGCCGGCGUCGCCCUCGCCCGCUCCAUCGCCGUUUGGAUUUGCUGCUGGAUCACCGGCACCGUCGCCUGCGAGCGACUUGCAGAGUCUGUUGGAGUUGCGGGAUCGGAAGUAUGGUUGGGGCGAUGAUGAGGACGAGGAUGGGGCCGCUGAGAAACAGAAGAAGCCGAAGAAGAAGAAAACGAAGAAGAAACCUAAAAACGGAGAGGGCGUUGUCGAUCGUGGGGAUACGCUAGUAGACGGAGAAAACGAUGCCACUGCAGCCCUGCCAGAGCCCAACACGGAAUUAACGACGGACCCCGCCAUCGAAGCACUAACGGCUUCCCUGGAAACAAAUCUCACACUCUCCACCCCAACCUUAACCUGGUCGUCAUCCCCAACCUUCCCAGCCUACCCCCUCGAAUUCGUCCCCGAGCCCUCUGACACACCCUCCGAAGACACCUACGCCCACGAACUGGCUCUCCUCGCCGAAUACCAACGCACCGAAACCACUUUGGACACCACCGGCCCCACCACCUCGAAUUCAGCGGAGGACGCAACAUGGACAGGCGAAACGUACGAAAAAACCGCCCCAAAACACUACACCAAAUCAUUCAAACGGUUCGCGAAAUGCGUUGAAGCGGAUCCAGAGCAGUGUGUGCGUUACGGGGUGGGCGGGGAGGUUGUGCAUUAUCGGGAGAGUCGCGACGAUAAAGGACGGGGCAAAUGCACACGGUGUGGAGGCGACCGGGUGUUUGAGUGCCAGUUGAUGCCGAUGGUGUUGGGGUUGUUGCCGACGGAGGAGUGUGUGCCGAGGGCUGUGAAACGUGCGAAGGACCCGACAACACCACAUCAGCAAUUACCAUCAUCAGCGGCGCAACAAUCGUCCAACAGCCUUCCGUCCCAACCACCCUCCCCGCACAAAUCACAACGGGAACCGAAAAACACACUAUCAACUUUCCUGGACCGGCACGCCGCCGGUAUGGAUUUCGGGACGGUUAUUGUAUAUACCUGUGCGGUUGAUUGUGAGGGUCGGGAUGAGCAGCAGGAGGAUGGUCAGGAGGACGAUGCGUGGGGUGUGACGUAUUCGGAGGAACGGGUUGUCGUCGAGAUGGAAAGUUUGGUGUAGACUAUGUAGCGCUUCACAUAAAAAAUUCUUCCCUUUUGUGGGAUGUUGUAUACCCCCUUCGACCCCAACGUAAAUAUGAUACUGUAAAACGCAGAAAGUUAAACUCAGAAAUCAAACUUAUGGGCGAAU
This is a messenger RNA of Fimicolochytrium jonesii, 1897 nucleotides long. RefSeq lists its product as uncharacterized. Lineage: Eukaryota; Fungi; Chytridiomycota; Chytridiomycetes; Spizellomycetales; Powellomycetaceae. The transcript has 2 exons. Gene Ontology annotation, cellular component: cytoplasm. The record is from RefSeq and is a predicted model, not a curated record. Bases 107 to 1768 code for a protein of 553 amino acids.